ACCCAGCCAUCUCAAUCAUAGCCUCCCUGACUGCACCAGAAUGAUUGGCACUCUGUAUUUCUUAGCGCUGCUGAGCUCCACGAUGGCCUGGGGGAGUGUAGGCCUGUGGAAUGAGGGGCGGAAUGAGACAGGAGGUGGAAGCGGGGACAGGUGCAUUUGUGAUGCCUUCUUACCCAGUUCUACCUUUCCUAUCAAAGACCUGGUGGUGGUAGAGCAGACAUCUGUGGAGAUCACACACAAACUGGAGCUGGAAAUGGGGAAGCUGGAAGAGUAUGAGACCAAGCUGACAGUGUAUGCAGAAAAGAUCAUAAAGUUGACAGUGGAAAUUGAAAAAAUAGAGAAGAACCCAGAUAACUACAAUGAGGCUGACAUGGAUGAGGUUAAGGUGGAGAUUAAACAAGUGGAGGCUCUGAUUAAAGAGCUGCAGAUUUCCAUCACAAGCAGCACCACUGUCUUUGAAUCUCUACGUGUACAGAUCACAGCCAUGGUGGAGACGCUGGACAGGCUGGAGUUGACCUACGACAAGAAUACGAUUCUGGAGACCCGUCGGGAGUACACCAAGGUGCAGCUGCAGCUCGAGGAGUGCGAGAGACGCCACCAGGAGCUUUUUAACCCCAACAUCGGUUCUUGCGCACACACAGGUAUUAUCAAAGUCAGCAAGCCUAUUGUGAGCCAACUGAAUGCCCAUCUUAGUAUUAACAACAAAUACGGAGGCUGGGGGAAAGAUUCAAAGCCUGUUCCUGACAGAGAAUCUAUGUACUGGUACUCUGGGUAUUCUAGUGCUUCCAUUGUAGACAUUAGGUUUUACACUAACUACAAGAACCUCAUUUUGAGAAACAACUUCCAGCAUCACAACUUACACAGCAGCUGGUAUGGUACAGGGAACAAUUUCAUUAUCCGUGACAACACUCUGUAUUAUCAGAUCAACAACCCGUUUGGGUUGGCCAAACUGAAUUUCACCACCAUGAAAUAUGAGUCUAGGGUGAUUCCUGGGGCGAGCACCAGAUUCUCUUACACUCACACCCCCAAUCAGAUCUUUGACUUUGCUGCUGAUGAAACCGGUCUGUGGGUGACUUACGCUACAGAGGGGUCUGGUGGUCGGAUGGUCAUUGCAAAAAUAAACGAACCUUCUUUUGGGGUUGAGGAGGAGUGGCAGACUGCCGUCUAUAAACCAGGAGUGACCAAUGCCUUCAUGGUAUGUGGCGUUCUGUAUGCAGUCAGAACAGUUGAUAUGGAAAAUGAAGAGAUAUUUUACAAGUAUGACACCAAAACAAAACAAGACAGCUACAUGAGUGUUCUGUUUGAGAGGUUCCAGGAUAAGUAUUACAACCUGGACUACAAUCCCACUGACCAGAAGCUCUACAUGUACAAUGAUGGCUAUUAUGUGAACUACCAUCUGUGGUUUAACCACACAGCUACAGCCACUGUGGAGCCAGCAGUUGUCUUGAUUUAAAUCGUUAUAUGUGACUUACUUAAGUAUGAAAUCUUAUGAAUGAAGCAUAUCUUUCAUUUCUUCUAGCAUGCUUAUGUAGUCAUAAGUCAUUUCAUUUAUUCUUCUUACUGAUCACUAAUAAAUGAUUUCAAGCAUUACAAAAGU
Messenger RNA from Larimichthys crocea (large yellow croaker), 1597 nucleotides. RefSeq names its product olfactomedin-4. The transcript is spliced from 5 exons. The record is from RefSeq and is a predicted model, not a curated record. NCBI's taxonomy places the organism in Eukaryota, Metazoa, Chordata, Actinopteri, Sciaenidae. The coding region runs from base 41 to 1453 and encodes 470 amino acids. Gene Ontology annotation, biological process: signal transduction.